Molecule: messenger RNA, 555 nt
Organism: Dentiscutata erythropus
Lineage: Eukaryota; Fungi; Glomeromycota; Glomeromycetes; Diversisporales; Gigasporaceae
Source: the annotation of a GenBank genome assembly
AUGGCGAUUUCAGCAACAAACAUUAGUCCUCAAACACCGUCAUCGCCGAGACAUUCUCGAGUAUCGACGAUGUCAAUUACAUUAUCUACAUCAGCACAACAAAAGUUGAACUUACUAUUACAACAGGAAGCUGAAUUUGAUUCUAAUUCUGCAGCUAAUCAAACGUCCAUAUUUUCUGAGGAAGAUUCGCCAAAAUAUCCAACUUCUGCUCACAUACCACCAGCUUUAGCAUUAUCGGUAGACCCUCCAGCGUAUGAUGAAUUUACAACAAUUAACAUGCCUACAACUUAUACUAGUCCUAAAAUUACACCCGAUUCUCAUUACGACACACUUCCAACUGAUAUUGAUGCACCAUGGCCCAUAACUAAAAAAUUAUAUUUCAUGGGCUUUAUAUUUUGGCCUCUUUGGUUCAUCGGAAUGGGAUUUUCAAUAUUUGGAAAAAGCCCUUCAACCAGAAAAUGGGGUCGUCAUUGUGCAUGUAAUUCAGUUGUGGUAUUAAUCGUAUUUGCUUAUUUAGUCACUGCUUAUAUCAGAACUAAUGGUCGAUGGACUUAA